UUCAGCCUCGUCCUGGGCCACCAACCCAGGGCACUCCUGCAAGUGUCCUGAGGCAGCCCUGGGUGCCACGACACACCGUUUGAAAAACACUGGCGUAGGGAAACUCGUCACGCGCUGUGCCUGAACCUAAGCCUAGGGAACGAGGAUGAGCAGCGUUUCCAUGGAAACAGCACCUCCGGCUCUCCCCCGGAAGAAGUCAGUGCGGCUGUGCGAUCACAUCUCCGUCCCGCACUACAUCUCCUGCUGUGCUGAGUUCCAGGGGAAGCGAGAAAAGGAUCAUUGGUUCCGCAUUGCGGUGUUCGCACUGGGCGGGAUGCUCAGCGGCUCACCCCGGGUCUGUGAGGGGAGUGUCUGCUUGUCACUGCGCAGAGGAGCCGCUGUCAGGUGUAAAAUGAUGAAGAACUGGGGUAUGAUUGGCGGCAUUGCUGCAGCUCUGGCAGCUGGAAUAUAUGUUCUGUGGGGUCCUAUCACUGACAGAAAAAAAUGCAAGAAAGGAUUAGUGCCUGGGUUGAUGAAUUUGGGAAAUACUUGUUUUAUGAAUUCCUUGUUGCAAAGUUUAUCUGCCUGCCCUUCUUUUAUUCGCUGGUUGGAGGAAUUCACAUCACAGUACCAACUUGAACAGAAAGACUUAGUGCAUCGAUAUCUGUCUGUUACACUGCUGCAGCUUUUAAAAGCAUUAUCUAUUCAGGAAGCUGCAGAAGAUGAGGUGCUAGAUGCAAGUCUCCUUCUAGAUGUCCUCAGAACAUACAAGUGGCAGAUCUCUUCUUUCGAAGAACAGGAUGCUCAUGAACUAUUUCACGUGCUAACAUCGUCAUUGGAAGAUGAGAGAGAUCACCAGCCUCAUGUUUCUCAUCUGUUUGACAUCCAUGCUUUGGAACUUCCACAGAUGACAGAAAGGCAGAUUCACUGCAGGGCACAAGGGGUUUUAAACCCUAUUCCCAGACAGUGGAAAUCUCAGCACCCUUUUCAUGGAAGACUGACUAGUAGCAUGGUUUGCAAGAACUGUCAGCACCAGAGCUCAAUGAGAUAUGAUACCUUUGACAGCCUCUCCUUAAGUAUCCCUUCUGCUACUUGGGGCUGCACUAUGACCCUUGAUCACUGCUUACAGCAUUUCAUCUCCACUGAAAGUGUUAAGGAUGUGGUCUGUGAGAAUUGUACAAAACUACAAGCUCAAGAGAAACCAAAUAGGCAAUUGAUAGAAGACCAGAAAACAACAUUUGUUAAACAGUUGAAGCUGGGAAAGCUCCCUCAGUGCUUGUGCAUCCACUUGCAACGUCUGAGCUGGUCUAAUCAGGGUAGCCCAAUGAAACGUAAUGAACAUGUCCAAUUUAGUGAGUUCCUUUCCUUGGAUAGGUAUAAGUAUCGUCUCAUUGGAAAUUCAUUCAACAAGCGUCCAUGCAGUAGUCAUCAUGGGGCUGUGCAAGCAUCAACAGAUGGAUUGACAGCUUCUGAUGGCCAUCCUAACUCCAAGAUACAAUUGCUGAAUGGAGCAUAUUCUGAGUCCUUACUGUCACCUGUUUAUACAAAUUCCAAGUUUUCUACACAAGAGUGCAGCUCUUCCUCAUAUAUCUUCCGUCUGAUGGCCGUCAUAGUUCAUCACGGAGACAUGCACUCAGGACAUUUUGUUACUUAUAGACGUUCCCCUCCAGGAGCCAAGACCCCAAAACAUCCCAGCCAGCAGUGGUUGUGGGUAUCUGAUGACACUGUGCGCAGGGCAAACAUACAAGAAGUUCUUUCUUCUAGUGCCUAUUUACUCUUUUAUGAGCGUAUCCGGCCUAAGCCACAUAUCCCAGCAUUUGAGACCCAGGCAGAAAAAUGAAGAUGGCAAAACCAUGACUUCCUGUCCUCAUUGCAUUCAGGUUGACAGAAUAAGCACAGAAAAGUAACUCUUGACAGCUUUGGCUUUGGUAUUAGAAAAAGUGUAAAUAGUUGAACUUGGAUCAAGGUGUAUAAAUAUAAAAUCAGUCAUUUGUUUA
Messenger RNA from Pseudophryne corroboree (corroboree frog), 1976 nucleotides. RefSeq names its product ubiquitin specific peptidase 30 (gene USP30). The record is from RefSeq and is a predicted model, not a curated record. Gene Ontology annotation, biological process: protein deubiquitination. Bases 146 to 1819 code for a protein of 557 amino acids. Lineage: Eukaryota; Metazoa; Chordata; Amphibia; Anura; Myobatrachidae. The transcript is spliced from 13 exons. Gene Ontology annotation, cellular component: cytosol; nucleus. Gene Ontology annotation, molecular function: cysteine-type deubiquitinase activity.